Molecule: messenger RNA, 536 nt
Organism: Anthonomus grandis grandis
Lineage: Eukaryota; Metazoa; Arthropoda; Insecta; Coleoptera; Curculionidae
Exons: 3
Coding region: 65-487 (140 amino acids)
Source: RefSeq, a predicted model, not a curated record
GAUAAAAUAUCGACGAAACCGAGGACAUUUUAAGGAUACCGCGAGGCCCUUUUUUGGAACUUAGAUGAGAGCAUCAGCGGCAGCGAGACCGAGAAAGUUGAAAAACUCCGCUUCGACACCUCUGAGCGUCUUAAUAAACUCUCCUGGAGGUGUUUUAUGUGCGGUUUGUCAAAAAAACCGAAUCGCCGUCGAUAUGUCAGUGCCCCAGGCUGCGUUCGCGGUCAAAAAGCUGCGGAAAAACACAGAAAAGCGCGAGGAACAAUUUUUCCACGGUUCUCACAUUAAAGAGGAAACUUCCCGCUAUAACAGCAAGUACAUGAACAGCAUCUGGGGCAUGUACAACCGGUUCUCGUGUCAUAAUUUGAAGAAGGUUAUCGGAGACCAUCAGCCACAGGCACAGGCAAAUGUUGGCCCAACCCUCAAAGGGUUGGCCAACACAUCCAGUUUGUCCGUGUCUGUGGAGAGACUUUCGUAUUUGCCCCUGUAAGAUGUUUUACAUGCAAUUAUAGUGAUAUAAAUUGACUGAUUUCCCAGUA